GCGCAGCUUCACACUCCUCAGCAUCACCAACCAAAGGAGGUACCCAGUAUCCCUAGACCACUGGAGCGCCCACAGAGACUUCUGACGAGGCGUGAGGAUUUUGUUUGUUUAUUUGAAUAAAGGCUUUCAUUUUAUUUCAAUUCAGGAUACAGUCUUUAUUCUCAAUUUAUUCUUUGCUCUGGCGGAUCUUGCAUCUCCUUGAUGCGCAGUUUGUCAAGGAUAAACCCAGACAGCCAUUACUGCGGAUCUUGUUUUUCUGAAGCAUCGUGGUGGAGAGCAGAUUCCUGCGUUGUGAGAGAGCCCUCAUCCAUCCCGACACCAUUUUUCUUAAAAUAGAGCGCCAACCUAAAUUUGGAUGUCUAACACAGAUUGAGUUGGUCUCAGGAAGCAGUGGGGCAAGUCCUCAGCUCCGGUACUUGGCACCUUCCUUAGUUGAUCCCUAACCUUCAGGUUCUUAUCAUCCUCCUGUACUGGCACCAUGGGAACCGUGCUAUCCCUUUCUCCCAGCUACCGUAAGGCUGCCUUGUUUGAGGAUGGCCCAGCUACCGUGGGCCACUACACAGCAGUCCAGAACAGUAAGAACGCCAAAGACAAGAACCUGAAGCGCCACCCGCUCAUCAACGUGUUGCCGUGGAAACGGAUAGUAGCCGUUUCGACCAAGAAAAAAGGCUCCAAGAAGGUCCAGCCGAACACCACCUACCAGAACAAUGUUUCCCACCUCAACAAUGAGAACCUCAAGAAGUCGCAGUCUUGUGCAAACCUCGCCUCCUUUACCCAGGACCAGUCGAGUCCAUCGAACCAAGGCUCUAAAAAUUCCAACAAUUCCGUUUCAUCUGUUAAAAAGGCACCUCUUUCUAACUCCAACGCUGUCCCUGGAACGCCCAAGAGGGUGAUCGUCCAAGCCUCCACCAGCGAGCUGCUCAGGUGUCUGGGGGAAUUUCUGUGCCGGAGAUGCUACAGGCUCAAACACGUUUCCCCCACUGACCCAGUGCUAUGGUUGCGUAGCGUGGAUCGUUCUCUGCUGCUUCAGGGCUGGCAAGACCAGGGCUUCAUCACCCCAGCCAACGUGGUUUUCGUCUACAUGCUCUGCCGCGACGUGGUUUCCUCCGAGGUGGCCACGGAGCACGAGCUGCAGGCCGUGCUCUUGACCUGCCUCUACCUGUCUUACUCUUACAUGGGCAAUGAAAUCUCAUACCCUCUCAAGCCAUUCUUGGUGGAGACCUCCAAGGAGACAUUCUGGGACCGCUGUCUUUCCAUCAUCAACAUGAUGAGCGCCAAGAUGCUGCAGAUCAACUCGGAUCCUCAUUAUUUCACCCAGGUCUUUGCAGACCUCAAGAACGAGAGCCAGAAGGAAGAAGAGAGGAGUCGUCUGCUCAUCGGCCUGGAUCGGUGAGGAGUCCUGGAGGGGGAUUCGUUGGCACUCUCGUCUGGCAUUUUUAAAUAGUUUUCAAAUGGGUGGAACGUUAAUAAGCAUACCUUUUAGUGGAUUAGGAUCUCUGUUCGUGAGAUCGCAGUCUAUGUCUUUUAAAUUCACACGUUACUUUUAGCAAUGAGAAUUUUGGAUCUGAAGAAAAAUGCCAGACUGGAGUGGAACCAAAGGAGAAGCAGUGAACGAUCUAAAUCACUGAAAAAAGAAAGACUCAACAACGCAUACGGCUAUGAAUGUGGAGAGGACUUGUUUAGCUGCAGAACAACUUGAUUGUUGCCAAUAAACAUCGUGUCCGCAAAACUGGACACUCAAUGAAUGGCACAUACAAGUCAAAAAUAUGAAGUGAAAGGUUUAACAUGUUUAUGUUGCCAGAACGUAAGCCACAAACAAAGAAUAUGACUCUUAGAACGGGCCAACGUUGCACAGUGGCUGUUUUUAGAUGAGAGAGGUUGUCAGCACAUUCGUAAGCAAGACCUACUUUAUUUUCAUCCAUACACAAUGAGUUGAACAGAUCUCUUCUGUGGUUUACCUCUCUAAAGCUUUACAAGUUGUUUUACUGUUACUCGAUCAUCUGAAUGCAUACACAAUCCGAAUGGCAUUUCUGUUGAAUUUGCCAUCUGCAUAUGUGUUUAGGGAAUGAGAACAAAGUACAAAUAUCUAGCUAUGCCUGCUUCAAUGAGCCAUUGUCAUUGUGUUGCUUUGUUUCAGACUGGGGUUGUGUACAGUUAAUGUAAAUGUAUUAAAAACGGUGCCAUACCUUUGAUGAAAAUCACGUAGGUCUAAACGUACGUACCAAUGGCUGGCAAACGUUGGAUUCUCCUCUUGGAAUCGUAAUUUAUUGUUAUUUAUUGCUUAUUUCCACACAUUUCUCUUUCUCUCUCUCUCUCACAUUUAGAGAUUUUAGUAACGUGUUGUAAAAAUGGUUAAAAACCAAUACAACUUUUAGGUCGAUGGCUACCUUUCGGUGAGGAUGAAGAUUAUGGUCGAUGCACAUUCGCAUUUGGACGAAUUCUUUAAGAGCUUAGUAUAAAACCAUUUCAAAUCUGAAAGACACCAAGGGUAAUUCAUCAUAGCGACAGAUGAUCGGUUUCAAUCUGAAACCAAUUUCUCUGUAAAGUACUGUUGAGAUGUUCUACAUAUCAUAGCAAAAGCAACCAUCAGUCAUAACCUUUGGCAUUAAAUUGGUUGAGGUGUGGUCCAUUUCUACAGAAGGUCAUGUGGAGCGGCAUCAGGUCCAAAGUAUCAACAAACAUGCUUCCUCAAGACAUUUGCAGUAUAUAUGAGUUGCCUGAUACCUACUUCAAUGCAGGCACAUCGCCGCCAUGUAAAUCAAUUUGGACCAUGGUCAUACAUACGGGUGACUGAAUGUUAUAUGAUCGGUUUAAAGCAUCUCAACAGUGCUAAAUUGUGCAUGCUUUCUUUCGGUAGUUAUGUAUCUCGAUUUUCUUUCUAAGCAAAAAAUAAUGUGACAGUCAUGUAAGCGAACAUCGCGUCUCUCUUUGUUACUUCAUGCUAAAGCUUGUUGAUCUGAAGAUACUGAAUUUGUCCCAGAGCAGUGGGAUGGACAGAUGAACUGUGCUGCGUUGUGUGUAUGUAAAGGUGAAGAAAGCUCAGUAAAGUUCAAGGAGAGGUUUAGACACUGCAAAAUGGACUUGCACUUUUCUGUGAGAUACAGUAUAGGAGCCCGCAAGGGUUUAAUGUCAUUGGGGCCUGAAGCGGGGCUCUGUCUGCCUGCUAUCACCUGCCCCAGCCCACAAAUUGUGCCAUUUUUCACUUGCAUCAUAGAGUAGUCCUUGGAUAAACGCAAAACACUUAAAAAGAUAAGUAAAAGAUUAAAACUGUCAAAAUCUCUCUGUAUCUUGUUGCGUAAUUCUUUGUAGAACUGAAAAGAAACGGUGUUACGAAAAGAGACUGCAUGAGUGUGUGAGCGUAUGAGUUUAUUUGUAUACAGUAGAAGUAUGCGAUGUGUGUAAGAAAACCGAACAUGGCCAUGUUUAUUUAUUGAUUUAUUUUUCGAUGGUGUUACUUUACAGUUCUAAGCUGGAGUUUGACACAGUAAAGGGGUCUUGAAAAAGACAAAACUCUGUUGAUGUAAUUGAACUUUCUCGUUUCGUUCCUGCUUAUUUUUAUUUAUUUUUGUACUGUGAUGAAAAAUAAAAUGCACUGAUGGUUCAAUACAA
Molecule: messenger RNA, 3609 nt
Organism: Misgurnus anguillicaudatus (oriental weatherfish)
Lineage: Eukaryota; Metazoa; Chordata; Actinopteri; Cypriniformes; Cobitidae
Gene: cdk5r1b
Product: cyclin dependent kinase 5, regulatory subunit 1b (p35)
Biological process (GO): brain development; axon guidance
Cellular component (GO): growth cone; protein kinase 5 complex; cytoplasm
Molecular function (GO): cyclin-dependent protein serine/threonine kinase activator activity; protein kinase binding
Source: RefSeq, a predicted model, not a curated record